AAAAUAUCCACAAUAUUCCUUAAAAAAAGAUAAAAAUAAAAAAAUCUACGCACCUAAGUCCAGUUAUUAAAACGUUUCAAUUUUCAGUUGUCCAUAAUCCAUAUAUACUCUUGAGCUUCAUUGUUUUGGGUUAUCUGAUCAGUUCCUUCCUUUUCAUCAAAUAUUCAAUAUCCAGAUGGAACAAGAAGUGUUAGAAUCAGGGCUGAUAUUACCAACAUACAUGCCUUUUAAAAAGAUUCAAAUGCACGAAAAAUACCCGAAAGGCCAAGCUAGAGGAAGAUAUUGGAAACAUUUAAAACAAAUCAUUCAAGCUGAAAAUUAUCAAGCUUAUCCACCCAAUGAGCCUAAUUAUGUUAAUAUUGAGUCGCCACCUUCGAUGCACCCUCGGAAGCAAAUCUGUGAUAUAACUGGAUUUGAGGCACCUUAUAGUGACCCAAGAACCCAUCUUCGGUAUGCAAACACAGAAGUAUUUAAGCUCAUCAGAUCGCUUCCUAACGAGUAUGUGCAAAGCUAUCUUGCUCUUAGAAAUGCAGCAGUUGUUCUCAAGUAAUUCCUCAAACAAUCAGCUUGGUUCAUUGAGUUCCUUUAUUCGUCAUGCUACUUAUUGGAGACUAGAACGUAGUGAUUAUGGCAUCAGUGAUUUUGAUUUUAACCAACUUCCUUUAUAAUACAUACUAUUGAUAUCGAAUGAGACGGGAAUUUGGCUGCUGCUUAAUUUUAUUCUUUUCAAAUCUUACUCAUUAUGUUGGAUAGAGACAGGCCGGUAUCAAAAUUGGUUGACCUGAAAUACUUUUAUGGCAUCAGUGAUUUUGAUUUUAACCAACUUCCUUUAUAAUACAUACCAUUGAUAUCGAAUGAGAAGGGAAAUUGGUUGCUGCUUGAUUUUAUACUUUUCAAAUCUUACUCAUUAUGUUGGAUAGAGACAGGCCGGUAUCAUUUUUGGUUGACCCGAAAUACUUUUAUAGCUUGUAUGUAUGUUCAUCACACACUUACUGGCAUUAGUUAUGUAAUUGACUAUGGUGCUAUGUUCCAUUCUGAAUAAGCGUUUAAAGGGAAACCUUUUAAUAGAA
This is a messenger RNA of Erigeron canadensis, 1070 nucleotides long. Its product is annotated as INO80 complex subunit C. Gene Ontology annotation, biological process: chromatin remodeling. Gene Ontology annotation, cellular component: Ino80 complex. The record is from RefSeq and is a predicted model, not a curated record. The transcript has 4 exons. The coding region runs from base 176 to 550 and encodes 124 amino acids. NCBI's taxonomy places the organism in Eukaryota, Viridiplantae, Streptophyta, Magnoliopsida, Asterales, Asteraceae.